Nicotiana tabacum (common tobacco) is the source of this 1758-nucleotide messenger RNA. NCBI's taxonomy places the organism in Eukaryota, Viridiplantae, Streptophyta, Magnoliopsida, Solanales, Solanaceae. The record is from RefSeq and is a predicted model, not a curated record.
ACAGUAAUUGAAUUCAGUGAGAGGCUGAGUUACUUUGGAUUAGCAACAAGUUUGAUUAUAUACCUAACAAAAGCCAUACAUCAAGACCUCAAAACAGCAGCAAAAAGUGUGAAUUACUGGUCAGGAGUCACCACUUUAAUGCCAUUGCUUGGAGGUUUUCUAGCUGAUGCAUACUUGGGAAGAUUCUCCACAGUUCUUGUCUCUACCACUGUCUACCUCCUGGGCUUGCUUCUCUUGACAAUGUCAAGAGUGGUUCCUAGUCUGAAACCUUGUGACAGUGACCUCUGUCAUGAACCUAGAAAAGCUCACGAGGCGAUUUUCUUCCUCGCGAUUUACUUAAUCUCAGUUGGGACAGGAGGGCACAAGCCUUCUCUAGAGAGCUUUGGAGCUGAUCAGUUUGAUGAUGAUCAUCCUGCGGAGAAAAAAAAGAAAAUGUCCUUUUUCAACUGGUGGAAUUUUGGGCUAUGCUGCGGACUAUUACUUGGUGUUACUCUUAUUGUUUAUGUUCAAGAUCGCGUUAGCUGGGCGAUGGCAGAUUUGAUCCUCACACUAGUUAUGGCUUCUAGUUUAGUCAUCUUUAUUGCAGGGAGACCGUUUUAUCGUUAUAGAAAAGCAACUGGAAGUCCAUUAACACCAAUGUUACAGGUGCUUGUAGCUGCAAUAAGAAAAAGAAAUCUUCAUCUUCCUUCAAAUCCUUCUCAUUUACAUGAAAUUCCCAAAUCAGAAACUAGCCGGAGGAGACUUUUAUGUCACACCAAGAAGCUCAAGUUCCUUGAUAAAGCUGCGAUUCUUGACGACAAACAAGAUUCAAUAGAACAGCUGCAGAAUCCAUGGAAACUUGCAACUGUGACUAAGGUGGAAGAAUUGAAGCUAGUUAUCAACACUACUCCCAUUUGGCUAACCACUAUACCAUUUGGUAUAUGUAUAGCACAAGCUGCAACAUUUUUCAUCAAACAAGGCGUGACACUGAACCGAAAGAUUGUUCACAAUUUUGAGAUUCCCCCUGCCUCAAUUUUUGCCUUAGCAGCUGUUGGCAUGAUAAUAUCUGUCACUAUGUAUGAGAAAAUUCUCGUACCUGUCCUAAGACGGGCAACAGGAAACGAAAGAGGCAUUAGUAUUCUCCAAAGGAUCGGUAUUGGAAUGAUCUUCUCUGUUUCUACUAUGAUCGUUGCAGCUCUAGUCGAAAGAAAAAGAUUGAAUAUUGUUCAUGAAAAUCCACUCGAGGGUUCAGCUUCAAUGAGUGUAUUCUGGUUAGCCCCACAAUUCCUUAUAAUCGGAAUAGGAGAUGGAUUUACCUUAGUGGGAUUACAAGAAUACUUCUAUGAUCAAGUACCUGAUUCUAUGAGAAGUUUAGGCAUUGCACUUUACCUUAGUGUGAUUGGUGCUGCAAAUUUUAUUAGCAGCCUCUUGAUAACUAUUGUGGAUCAUAUCACAGAAAAGAGUGGCAAGAGUUGGUUUGGGAAGGAUUUAAAUAGUAGUCGGCUCGACUAUUUUUACUGGUUGUUGGCUACCAUUACAGCAGUAAAUUUGUGUGUCUAUGUUUUUGUUGCUAGGAAUUAUUCCUACAAGAAGAAUGUUCACGGUAGGACAACUAUAGCUGUGGCUGAUUGUGAUGAUCGUGAAGCAGUGGCUUAGUAUAUAAAUAUUCCUUUAAAUGUUUUACGUAAUUUUUUUUACUACGUUUAUUGAAAUAGUAAUAUCAGUGUAUUCUGACAAGUUUAAAGGAAAUAAGAAAUCCCUCUUUUUGUGUUGGAAAAA